This is a messenger RNA of Rotaria sordida, 756 nucleotides long. NCBI's taxonomy places the organism in Eukaryota, Metazoa, Rotifera, Eurotatoria, Philodinida, Philodinidae. The record is from the annotation of a GenBank genome assembly.
AUGUUGAAGGAUAAUAUCAUACCACAACUUGAAGAACAUUUAAGCUUUCAAACAAUGAUCUGGCAGCAAGACGGCGCACCGCCCCAUUAUGGUCAAAUUGUGCGAGAUUAUUUAGAUGAUACAUUCUUACAUUGGAUAGGUCGUCGAGGAACUAUUGAGUGGCCACCACGAUCUCCAGAUUUAACUCCAUGUGAUUUUUCACUAUGGGGAAUUUUAAAAGACCGUGUCUAUGCUCAAAAUCCUUGUAAUACUAAUCAUCUGAAGUCACUAAUCGAACAAGAAUUUAUAUCAACCAAUGAUGAUAUCGAAUUAUGUCAAAAAAUUUGUCGUUCUGUAGCUGAUCGUUGUCAAAUUGACUUUUGCACCCCCUGUAUAUUAAUACGAGUAAAUGAACAUCGACGUCAUUGUGCACUUAAUAAUCGUUCAUUUAUUAUUUAUGGUUCAAUUAUUUGUUUUUGUAUACCAUGUAUACUUAUGCUUGUUACAUAUUCAUUAACGAUUCGACGUUUACAAUUAGAAGCAGCUAAAUGUUAUACAGAUCCCGAUGAUCUUUUAAUGAUAAAACAACAAACAUCAGAUCGUUUAAGACGACACAAAUUAGGUUCAAAACGAGAUCCAUUAUCACCGAUUCCUAAGCGUAGUUCAUCGAAAGAUGUGUUAAGUGUAUCACCAACAGCACCUUCUUCACCAAAAUUGUCUCGUUCACUGACAUUACCUGAUACAGAUGAUAGACUAAAUUCACUUCAACAAGCGUAA